AUGUACAUAGUCCGCGCCCGGCGGCCGCCGCUCACACCGCAACCCCGAGGCGCCCUCUUCACACCGGCCGCCGGCGGCGAACGGUGUGCGCCGCGGCCUAAUUUCCACUCGUACUCCCCACGUGUUGAUGCGUCAACAUCGGCAUGUCUCUCCGGUAAGCGUCGGGAAAGCGGCGAGUUGUUCCAGAUCGGCCGUUGCACGUCUUAUAAUUGCGAAUUGAAAGACUGC
Messenger RNA from Iphiclides podalirius (scarce swallowtail), 228 nucleotides. Lineage: Eukaryota; Metazoa; Arthropoda; Insecta; Lepidoptera; Papilionidae. The record is from the annotation of a GenBank genome assembly.